AUGCCGAACUCAAAAAACAUCCGCAAAUUUUCCACGGGCACUUCCGUGCACCGGAAGAGGCGGAUGAGCACAGUGGCCGAGAAGGAAGGCUUCUUUGGUCCAGCAUUGACAACCCUGUACAUCGGAAUAUCUGCUGUUUUUGCAGACGACCAUACUGCCGUGGUAGCCCUUGCCAUCCAUGACACUGUUUACCUAGUCGACUUUUCCGUCAGACGCAUUGAACUGGACGAUGCUCUUCGUACGGGUGAUGACCUUAUUGCCGAACACAUCAUUUCCGACAUCAGGAAAUAUGAGCUUGAAAACUUUGCAAAGUUCAUUGGUGCCGGGUUGCCGGCAACGCUCAAGUACAUGAGUCCGUCUUUAUGUUCCCGGCUGUGGCUUGAGUUGGACAUAAUCCCAAUUGUUAUCCGUCCCGAUGACGAGAGUAAAGAGAAAAACUUCUGGGAUGCCAAGCGCGUCGAUGAGCAGGCCGAUUCCAUGGCUCGGAAGUGCAUCCUGAAUUUUAGCCCAUCUUUGGUGCCCAUUCUUCAAGUUGGCUGGCGUGGUGUUGUCCAGACCGACGCAGGCUUCCGCGCCCAGCUCACGACCAUCCAGGACUACAAGGACACGUGUGGCGCGGCCACAUGGAACGCCAUGAUGGUGUUUGCCAAGCAGCUCCGGAGCGAAAAGACCAAGAUUGCUUUUUUCAGCAGCACUCCCCAGGGAGGUGGAGUCGCUUUGAUGCGUCAUGCACUCGUCCGUUUCGCUCGUCUUCUGGGCGUCGACCUGACGUGGUAUGUUCCGAAACCGCGCCCUGGCGUGUUCCGCAUCACCAAGAACAUGCACAACAUCCUUCAGGGAGUCAGCCAUCCCGACCAACGGAUUUCGCCUGAAGAGAAGGCGUCCAUUAUUGAUUGGAUUUCCGAGAAUGCAAACCGCUACUGGUUCUCGGAAGGUGGCCCUCUCCGUCCGGCCGAAGAGGGCGGCGCUGAUGUUGUCAUGAUCGACGACCCUCAGAUGCCUGGUAUCAUUCCGAUGAUCAAGCGCCUGACGCCCAACCGACCGGUUCUGUACCGGUCGCACAUCCAGAUUCGCAGCGACCUUGUUGCGGUGCCGGGCUCGCCGCAGGAAGACAUCUGGAAUUUUCUGUGGAGCAACAUCAAGGAGGCCGACAUGUUUAUCAGCCACCCGAUUCCCGCAUUCGUCCCUCAUACUGUCCCGGUAGAAAAGAGGGUCUACUUCCCAGCGACCACGGACUGGCUCGAUGGCCUGAACAAGCCCAUAAUCAGCUGGGACACCGGGUACUACGGCCAUAUUUACAACACCGCUUGUCACUCGCAGCGAAUGACGGAGCUCAACUGGCCCGCGCGCAAGUAUAUUGCCCAAGUUGCGCGAUUUGAUCCUGCCAAGGGCAUCCCGACUGUCAUUGACUCGUACGCUGAAUUUCGCCGGCUGCUUGAGAAGGCUGGGGUAGAAGACACCCCCCAACUUGUGGUAUGCGGCAACGGCUCUAUCGAUGACCCGGACGGUUCCAUGAUUUACGACCAGACGAUGAACCAGCUGGAGACGCACUACCCGCAUCUCAUAGACGAUGUCAGCAUUAUGCGCCUUGAUCCCAACGACCAGCUCCUCAACACCAUCAUAGCUCAUGCGCACGUUGUCCUUCAACUGUCGACUCGGGAGGGCUUCGAAGUCAAGGUUUCGGAGGCGCUGCAUGCUGGUCGCCCAGUCAUUGCGACGCUCGCCGGUGGAAUUCCGCUUCAGGUGAAGGACAAGGUGAACGGCUUCUUGGUCCAGCCCGGAGAUUGGAAAGCAGUCGCUGGCCACCUGAUGCAGCUGUUCACGGAUGAUGACCUGCACUCUUCGAUGAGUUAUGCGGCCGAGACAGGCGUCUCGGACGAGGUUGGCACCGUGGGCAAUGCUCUCGGCUGGUUCUACCUGGCGGCUAAGUGGAACAAGGUUGGCGUCAAGAAGGCAGGUAAGGGAGGCAUUGCAGGACACGAAAAGUGGGUGAACGACAUGGCCCGCGACGAGGCCGGGGUCCCGUACACGGAGGAGGAGAACCGGCUUCCACGCCAUUUUACCGAGAGAGUCCCAGAGCAGGAGGAGGCGGCUUCUUAG
Molecule: messenger RNA, 2100 nt
Organism: Grosmannia clavigera kw1407
Lineage: Eukaryota; Fungi; Ascomycota; Sordariomycetes; Ophiostomatales; Ophiostomataceae
Product: trehalose synthase
Exons: 4
Coding region: 1-2100 (699 amino acids)
Molecular function (GO): glycosyltransferase activity
Source: RefSeq, a predicted model, not a curated record